Molecule: messenger RNA, 1629 nt
Organism: Rattus rattus (black rat)
Lineage: Eukaryota; Metazoa; Chordata; Mammalia; Rodentia; Muridae
Product: zinc finger protein 239-like
Exons: 4
Coding region: 87-1505 (472 amino acids)
Biological process (GO): regulation of transcription by RNA polymerase II
Cellular component (GO): nucleus
Molecular function (GO): DNA-binding transcription factor activity, RNA polymerase II-specific; RNA polymerase II cis-regulatory region sequence-specific DNA binding
Source: RefSeq, a predicted model, not a curated record
GAGGAGGGGCGGUGGGUGUGCUACCCUUCGCUGUGGUUGCGGCUGCCCUGAACUGAGGGAAUCGCGGGCGAGCUCGGAGCUGUGCCAUGGGCUCAGUGAGCUUUGAGGACGUGGCUGUGCACUUCACCCAGGACGAGUGGGCUCUGCUGGAUCCUUCCCAGAGGAGUCUGUACAGGGAUGUGAUGCUGGAGACCUGCAGGAGCCUCACUGCUGUAGGACACAAGUGGGAAGACCAGAACUUGGAAGACCAUUAUAAAAAUCCUGGGAGAAAUCUGAGAAGUUACACGUUUCAGACCUUCUGUGAGAAUGAAGGUGGUGAUCAAGAUGGAGAACACUUGAGUUGGAAACCAGAUCUCAGAAUGAACCUGAGAAGUCCCACUGGGUUAACCCCAUGGGGUCACAGUGUGUGGAGAAUGGCUUCCCCGAGUCAUUCAUCCUCUAGGCAUGCCAUACCUCACUCUCGGUGUAAUGCACAUGAGCAGGAGAGACAUGUGACCAAGCAGUAUAACCCUGAUUCUCUGAUAACCUUCCAACGCUACAUGAGAACGCACAUUGUGAAUGGGCCGUGUGAGUGUGAAGUAUGUUUAAAAUACUUUGGUUUUCCAGGUACAUUGGAAAUACGUCAGGAAACACAUAGUGGAAAAAACCCCUAUCAAUACAAGGAAUGCGGAAAGACCUCUGAGAAAGUUAGCUUACUCUGUGCACAUGGAGGAACACAUGCCGGAGGAAAAUGUUACGAGUGCAACCAAUGUGGGAAAGCUCUGAGUUCGUACAGCUCACUUCGAAGACAUGAGAGAAUCCAUACUGAGAAAAAACCGUACAAGUGCAAACAGUGCGGGAAAGCCUUUCGAUACCACAGUUACCUUCACUUACACGAACGAAUCCACACUGGCGAGAAACCCUAUGAAUGUAAACAAUGUGGGAAAGCGUUUAUAUUUCCGGGUGCCUUGCAGGUACAUGAAAAAAUUCACACGGGAGAAAAACGUCACGAGUGUAAACACUGUGGGAAAGCCUUCAGACGCCAUAGCGAUCUUCAAGUACACGAGAAGAUUCAUACAGGGGAAAAGCCCUACGCGUGUACACGGUGUGGCAGAGCCUUUAGACUGAACAGCCAUCGCCAGAGACACGAACAGACUCACACUGAAGACAGACCCUUCAUAUGCAAGCGGUGCGGCAGAUCUUUUGAGUGUUACAGUAAUCUCGAGUUACAUGAAAAGAUCCAUACUGGAGACAGGCCCUUUGUUUGUACAGAGUGUGGCAAAGCCUUUGGAUGUCACAGUAACCUACAGUUACAUGAAAAAAUUCAUACUGGAGACAGACCUUUUGUAUGCAGAGACUGCGGGAAAGCCUUCAUAUGUCACGGUCAUCUCCAGAGGCACGAAACAACCCAUACCGGAGAAAAGCCCUAUGGAUGUAAACGGUGUGGCAAAGCCUUCAGCCGUAACAGUCAUCUUCAGAGGCAUGAGAGAACUCACAUGCAAACGUCUACAUGCUCCAGAAAAUAAUUCCACCCAAGUCCAGCUAGGCGAGCGGACUCUUGCCUUAGGAUUACUUCUAGGACCAUGGACAGCUUACAGACAGCUGCAUCUUCAAAAUGCACUCCAGCCUAAGUGACCACUCACAGGAACU